ACCAGCUGGUGAAAACAUAAGAAGUAAACACAGGUUAUUUAUUAUUGUGUAGUACAGUAAACCAACAACGUUUCUCACAAUUAAGACAAAUAGUUCGCUGUAAAUCGAACGCGUUUGUAGUUGAACUUGAACGUACUUCUAAACCGAUCCGACUUCAAUGUCGGUCGGUGGCUUCUUCGAUAACCUUUGCUUGUUCAUAGUCGACUUGUGUGUGACUUCAAAAGUUCGCUUUCGUCUAUUAGCUGGCUAACUUGUUAGCUCUAGCUAUCUAGAUAGAGUAAAUCAGCCUGUUUGAAACCAGCUCAACUAGUCUAGCCAUUCUAUAGGUAUCUAUCAAGAUCUAGUUGUCCUACGUGGAUGUAAACCCCAUACGGACGUCAGUGUAUGUGACCAGGGGUUACUAUCCAGUAAUGUGAGGUAGAAGGAUUGUCCAGUAAUGGCUGAUGAUGGCAAACUGAGCACGAUGGGUGGACCUGCCGGCUCAUCAAGCAACUGUGGCCGUCAGACGUACCGUAGCAGUGUCCACUCUCGCAGUCUCUUGGACGGCCUGCUUGCCUUGAGGGAGAACGGUAUCCUAUUUGACGUGGUGCUACUGGUAGAGGGCAAGCCCAUCAAAGCCCAUCGCAUUCUCCUGGCAGCGUCAUGUGACUACUUCCGAGGCAUGUUUGCCGGAGGCCUCAGAGAAACUCAACAGACCGACAUCCCAGUACACGGGGUGACGUUCGUAGCCAUGACCAAGCUUCUGGACUUCAUCUACACGUCUGAGCUGGAGCUGGACUUGGAGAACGUGCAGGAGGUCCUGUGUGCCGCCACUCUCAUGCAGAUCGAAGACGUGAUUGGCUUCUGCUGUGACUUCCUCUUCUCUUGGUUGGACGACAGCAACAUCCUGGAGGUGGACAAGCUGGCGGACAUUUACAGCUUGCGACAGCUGGGGGCCAAGGUGCACUCCUACAUCCUCCACAACAUCCAGACCUUCUCUCGCACCGAGGUGUACCGCCAGCUGCCCCCAGAGAAGGUGUUCAGCGUGCUGUGCAGCAACGAGCUGGAGGUGGCCUCGGAGAACGAGGUGUACGAGGCAGCUCUGCACUACCACUACAGCCCGGAGCAGGUGGAGACGGACCAGGUGUGCUUGCAGGACGAUCUGAAGAUGCUGGAGGCGGUGCGGUUCUGCCUGAUGGAGGAGCAGGUUCUGCAGAGGCUCUCGGGCCGUCUGAGCGACUGUCCCCUCAAGGAGUCUGUGACGGCUGCCCUGCGCUACCACGAGCAGGAGGUGUGGCAGCCCGUCCUCCAGGGCCCCCUCACCCAGCCCCGUUCCAGCUUCCACUGCCUCCUGGCCUUCGGCGGCAUGUUCUCCUCCGGCUCCCUCACCGAAAGCGAGGACCUGUUCCAGGUUUACCACCCCAGCUGGUGCGAGUGGAGGUCCCUGGCGGCGGCCCAGGCCCCUCACAUGUCCAACCAGGGCAUCGCCGUGCUCAACAACUUCGUCUAUCUCAUCGGAGGCGACAAAAACACUGGUGGUUUCCGGGCGGAGACUCGAUGCUGGAGAUACGACCCUCGCCACAACAACUGGUGCUCCAUCAAACCCCUGCUGCAGCAGCACGCCGACCACUGUGUGUGUGUGGCCGGCGGGCACAUCUACGCCAUCGGCGGACGCGACUACAGCAGCGAGCUGGAGAGCGUGGAGCGCUACGACCCCCACACCAACACCUGGGAGUACGUGGCCGCCCUCCGGAGAGAGGUGUACGCCCACGCGGGUGCCGUGGUGGACGACAGGAUCUAUAUAACGUGCGGGCGGAGGGGCUCGGCCUACCUGAAGGAGACCUACUGCUACGACCCGCAGGCCAAUCAGUGGGCGGCGUGCGCCGAGGGCCCUGUGGAGCGGGCGUGGCACGGCAUGGCAUCGGCCAAGGGCCGGGCCUACGUCAUCGGAGGGAGCAACGAUGAACAUGGCUACAGGAGAGACGUCCUCAAGGUGGCGAGCUACAGCCCCGGGGCUAACUCCUGGUCCGUGGUGAGCCCGCUCCAAUCGGGCCACGGAGAGCCUGGCGUGGCCGUUCUGGACGACCGCAUCUACGUCCUGGGCGGGCGCUCGCACAACCGCGGCAACCGCAUGAAGUACGUCCACGUGUACGACGUGGACGAGGACCUGUGGGAGAGCGGCACGGCGUUCGAGGACCGCGUGUCGGGCCUGGCGGCGUGCGUGGCCCUCCUCCCCCGCCACGUCCUCCACCAGGCCAAGAACUGGGAGCAGCGCACCAAGGCGUCCUGGGAAGAGGUGGACCUGGACAACUCGGAGGAGUCCACGGACUACGAGGACUGACGAUCCUCCCCCCUCGGAGGUGACGGGGUGAGGCUGGCCGGGCGGUGACGCUGGUCUCUCCACGGGAGGUUGAGGGUCCUCAGAGCGUCAGGGUGUUCCGUGUGUUGGCAUGUGACGGUGACGGUAGGCUUUCGAUGCUUGGUUUUUUGUUUUGUUUUUUCUUCUUCAUGGACUGGUGAGGGGAGGAUGGGUUCUGCCCCUGCAUGCGAGCCAGUUUGAGACCAGAGUGCUUCUGAACCAGGGUGGUUAUCAAGGCCUUCUGCCCUUUUCCUCUGUGUGUGUUUGUGUCACCCCAACGUUUUGUCCAUCAAGCCUGUCCUGAGUUUUAAGUUUGUGGGUAUGUCCCUUUUGAAAAAAAAAACGUAAGGGAUGUUAUUUAUGCUGGUCCAUUCUUGGCACUCUCCUGGCUUUCUCAGCGCACUGUUGCCGCCGCAGAGCUGAGAACAGAAAGAUCUGUUUUGGAAGCACAUAGAGAAUCGGAACAGUUUUGUUUCUUGAAGAGAAAUCCUGAUAACGAUGCAGUGCUCUCUCAUGUCGGCGUAAGUCAUCUUGCUCUAAUGAGAUACAGCGCUGGCAUUGGCUAUGCAAGAACACUUUUUUUUUUUACGGGUUGGUAUCCUUUUAAUAUCUUUUAUUUUGUUUUAGUGUGUGAUUUAUUUGUUUGGGACUGGUGAUAAGAAGUUUGGGUCAACAACAAAAAAAAGGAUAUUAUUUUCCUGUUUUUUGAUUUGUUUUAACAAUUCAUUAAUAUUGUUUAGGUGUGAUGUUAUACUUCAUGUUGCAAUACUGUGGUAAAAAUGCUUAGCAUUCAAGCCUUAAUCAAGAAUUUGAUUGUCCAGCUUUAAAGUAAUAAUGUUUGUUUACUGAUUGGGCCUGGCAACUUCAGGAUCCGCAUGCUUUAAGACAGGGUUCUCCAAUCCUGGUCCUAAAACAUGCAGGACAGCGGCCCUCGAGGACCAGGGUUGGAGAACCCUGCUUGAAGAUGAUCUCAUGCACUUUGGAGGGUUCAUUCGUCUUGCCUUGUUUCAUCAUUCACAUCGACAAGCAAAAACAUUUGCUUUUGUUUGUUCUUGGUGGUGUGCCUCCUCUAUCUCCUCUAUUAUAAAAAAAAGGUCAUUUGUAAUGUAGAAAAGAGUGUUGCAGGAGUUUGAGAUAUUUUGUAUGAUGCGGUUCGAAACACGGCAGCAGGUUGUAUUUGGUGUCCCACCAGACAUAUCUGGAAAGAAUAUAAGACUCUGUUCUGCAAAUCACAAGUAACAUGACCACUGUUUACAAUACACCUAUAAGACGUACUAUGUCUCUAAUAAAGAACAUUAUAAUACUUUU
Molecule: messenger RNA, 3646 nt
Organism: Osmerus eperlanus (European smelt)
Lineage: Eukaryota; Metazoa; Chordata; Actinopteri; Osmeriformes; Osmeridae
Gene: klhl22
Product: kelch-like family member 22
Exons: 8
Coding region: 437-2320 (627 amino acids)
Biological process (GO): positive regulation of TORC1 signaling; protein monoubiquitination; proteasome-mediated ubiquitin-dependent protein catabolic process
Cellular component (GO): nucleus; cytosol; Cul3-RING ubiquitin ligase complex
Molecular function (GO): protein binding
Source: RefSeq, a predicted model, not a curated record